CAUUGUGGUGCAGUGGUUCGACUAUGUGGCUGAUAGUACUUUCCUUUUAAAAAGUGUUCUUCAUUCAUCAUCAUUUCCUUCGGACUGGAAUAAAAUAAAAUAGCAGCUCUCCUGGAACGAAGGAAUCAAUUCAAUUCCUGCCUCUCCGCUGUCUGCACAACUUUGUUCCCCUCAUGCGAUCGAUAAGUGGAAUAUCCAGCCCAGGCAAUUGUCCCACCACCAACUCCUCCUCUUCUCGGUUAUCAUUUUAAUUUAAGCUUCACGAAUUAACCAAGGCCUCGUGUCAACGACAACGUUUUCAUUCUUGGAGCCAAAUUGGAGUUGGUGGCAGUGGAAGCAAAAAAUGAGGUUAACUGAAGAAUAAUUUACUCGAAGCAAUAACAAAAAACGGAAAUUCCGCAAUACUGCUUUGCGCGUCACGCCACGACCACAGCAAGGCUACGACCACAGACAAAUUUUCUUUAGUUGCAUGGUGCAUGUAUGACGAAUUGACGACGACCUCUGCGAUUCUUUUGGUAACUGCGUGUCAAAGUAUACUUGCUACAAGCAAAGCAGUGGAGUUAGUAGGUGUUAGAAGUCGCUAUUCUGCUGUCGACAAGUGUGAAUGGGCUCAAGACUGGGGAAAUUUGUAUACUAUUCAUACAACAUGAGUGAUCGUAGUGAAAAGAAGGAAGAUAAGCAUUGCGAAGUAUCAUCAUGUUCUAACGGAGCUUGUUCCAAUAGCGACGCAAACGUGUCCAAUUUGCAGAAGGAUAAGGAACAACAAUCGGAUGACCAAAGUGAUGGGAAGAGUAGCACGGGAAGCGGUGAAACAACUUGUGUUUCGUGGAGAACUCGGUCAGAUAACUGGUCAAUGAAGAAACGUCGUACUUUUAAAAGUGGCAGUUCCAGUAAAAAGGAAUUUUUUGGGAAGCGAAACAAAAAGUGGCCCAUGAGGAAAUCAAAAGGAGAAUCUUCAGAUGUAGAGCCACCCCCCACGGGAUCUCUCUCUUGUGUUUGCACGAUGUAUCGAAGGAUGAAUUCGGAAAGUGAGCAGCCCACACCUGGAUCGUCUUCUUCUGCACUGACUUCUAACAAUAAUGACACGAUUCAAAGAUUGUUUGCCACCACCUCCGCUGCUGCAAGCACAACUGCCAACAAUCCCGUUGGUCAUCACAGCCACACCCCAAUAAUAGAUUUAUCACGAUUUAACCCUGCUGACUACCCUAUUGAUGACGAAGACGAAAGAAUGAGGCAACAACGAGCAAGGGAGAUGGCCGAAGGUGUGGACGUGGAGCUGUCAUCACUUGUCGGAGAAGUAUCCAUCAGGAAUGAACGUUAUCCUGCCCAUUCACAAGUGGAUUUCAUUCAUUAUCUUGUUCCGGACUUGAAAGAGAUCACAAAUUGCUCAUUUUAUUGGGGUAAAAUUGAUCGUUACGAGGCAGAAAAGUUGUUGGAAGGAAAACCCGAGGGAACAUUCUUAUUAAGAGAUUCAGCCCAAGAAGAAUACCUGUUUUCCGUCAGUUUUAGGCGAUAUAGUCGUUCUUUGCACGCCAGGAUAGAGCAGUGGAACAAUCAGUUUUCAUUCGACUCACAUGACCCCUCCGUCUACUCCUCGACCACCGUUACAGGUUUAAUCGAACAUUAUAAGGACCCUUCAUGUUGUAUGUUCUUUGAACCUAUGUUGACCACCCCACUCCAUCGUAUCUUCCCAUUUGGAUUGCAACAUUUGGCUCGAGCAACGAUAUGCAGCCAUUUGAAAUACGAUUCAAUUAAAGAUCUUCCCCUUCCAAAAUCUCUCAAAAUGUACCUAAAAGAGUAUCAUUAUAAACAACGCGUACGCGUACGGCGAUUGGAAUGACCUCAAGGCAUUAUCUGUGACGACAUUUUGUCUGACUUCGAUUUCUCAUAAGAUGGUAAUCUUAUGUUAUGAGAAAUUAAUGUGGUACUAGUGUAAUGUUGACUGGACGCGUCGUGUGUUCAUAAUUACAAAUAUCGUUACUUUGUAUUAUCACUGAUUUUGCAAUAAUUUAAAAAUCCUGCACAUUCAAUCCUGUUUCCUGGAUGAGUCUGAUCUGAUUCAGGCUGUGAAUAUACUUUCAAUCUUAAGAAAGAUGCUAAAAUCUCAGCCUGCUAUAUGCUACCGACCGACUUAUUGAAGUUACCGAUCUAAAUAAUUAUUUUGUAAUUGUUGUAUAUCAAAACUAUUAAUUUUGUAUAAUAAGUUGUUUGCCCUUGCAAUUUACCUUUUGAAAUUUAUUUAACUAAAUGCAAUUAACAUCAAUCAACACGGCUCGAAUUUCGCCAAUCAUUGAUUCGUCUAUCGUUCGUAUCUGGAAUAUGUCCUGCCUAACUAAGCAAAAUACAGCGAUUAUUUGAGUCUAAAUUAUUCUAAUCGCAAUUAGUUUCACAUUUCAUAUGACGCUGUCUAAAAGAAUUGUGAGUAGAGUUAUAUUAUAUCUAUAUAUAAACACAUAUAUAUAAAUGUUGACCUUUAAAAUUAUGAUAAAUAAAUCCCUCUAUACCACUACCCAUGACCAUCAGUAUGAAAUUAAUUUGAAUGACUAAAUAAA
Messenger RNA from Folsomia candida, 2552 nucleotides. It is a transcript of the gene Socs36E, whose product is annotated as suppressor of cytokine signaling 4. Gene Ontology annotation, biological process: phosphatidylinositol phosphate biosynthetic process; intracellular signal transduction. Bases 605 to 1840 code for a protein of 411 amino acids. Lineage: Eukaryota; Metazoa; Arthropoda; Collembola; Entomobryomorpha; Isotomidae. The record is from RefSeq and is a predicted model, not a curated record. The transcript is spliced from 9 exons. Gene Ontology annotation, molecular function: 1-phosphatidylinositol-3-kinase regulator activity. Gene Ontology annotation, cellular component: phosphatidylinositol 3-kinase complex.